Molecule: messenger RNA, 1437 nt
Organism: Zea mays
Lineage: Eukaryota; Viridiplantae; Streptophyta; Magnoliopsida; Poales; Poaceae
Exons: 2
Coding region: 361-1110 (249 amino acids)
Biological process (GO): lipid biosynthetic process
Molecular function (GO): oxidoreductase activity; iron ion binding
Source: RefSeq, a predicted model, not a curated record
CGAGUGGCCGCCGCCUGUGCAGUGGCCAGCACCAGCAUCGUCCGGCCGGGUUCGUCGGGAAGCGACCGAAACCCUCCUUCGCAUUGCAACCAACGCCCGCCCCCAACCUCCGUUUUGACCGUCGGCGACCGCCGCGCCGCGCCACCGCCAUAUAUACAUCUCCCUCUCCCUUGCCCGCCGCGGCCGCCAACGUCGCCAGGGAAAUCCAACUCUGGUUCAUCCUCCUCCUCCCUCUGCCGCCGUCGUGGAGAUCCGGGUUGGCCCGCCCGGUUACCCGUCCCCGUCCCUCGCGCACGUCUCGCCCGUGAUUUUGCCUCCUUAACCCGACCGCCGGGAGCCGGAGGCGGCGGAGCGGGGGCGAUGGGGAUCGGGGCGGUGUCGGACGAGCUGCUGGGCACGUUCGUGCCGAUCGCCGUGUACUGGCUCUACUCGGGGCUCUACGUCGCGCUCGACGGGGUGGGGCGUCUCGACGGGUACCGGCUGCACACCAGGGAGGAGGCCGCCACUAAGAACGUCGUCUCCAGGGCCGCCGUCGUCAGGGGCGUUCUCCUCCAGCAGGUGUUCCAGGUUAUUGGUGAUGAGAGUGGUAUUGGACAGAAGCAACCUCCUGCUCUUAUAAUAGCGUUGCAGUUUAUAACUGCAAUGGUUAUUAUGGACACAUGGCAGUACUUCAUGCACAGAUACAUGCACAUUAACAAGUUUCUGUAUAAACACAUCCACUCCAAGCACCACACCCUUGUAGUUCCUUAUUCCUUCGGAGCUCUAUACAACCACCCUCUUGAGGGCCUUAUUCUGGACACCAUUGGUGGUGCACUCUCAUUCCUUGUCUCUGGUAUGACUCCGCGGACAGCCAUAUUCUUUUUCUCCUUCGCAACCAUCAAAACUGUGGAUGAUCAUUGUGGGCUGUGGCUUCCUGGUAACAUCCUCCAGGCGCUGUUCAACAAUAACUGUGCUUAUCAUGACAUUCACCACCAGCUCUAUGGCAACAAGUACAACUUUUCACAGCCCUUCUUUGUGAUGUGGGACAAGAUACUCGGAACUUACAUGCCCUACUCUAUUGAACAACGAAAAGGAGGAGGGGUCGAAUCAAGACCAGCUAAACUCGACUGAUUAGUACAUGCAUGCAUAGUUUCCGAUUCCUGUUUUGACUUGUCCAGUACUCAUGCCUUGUGGUACUGCUGACUGCGCAAACAAUGUAAAACUCACCCUGUUGCAUAACUUCAUAUAGCGAGACUGUUUUUUCUUCUCUACAUUUUUGGGGUUUAUUUAUAGGGGUGUUCUAUCUUGUAACAAGAUACAGUGAGUAAAGUACUGUAAUGUACCAAAGAAUGCUCAACACCACUUAGAUUUGUGUCCUGUGGAUUGAUCUGUUCUUCAAUCUGCCAUGUUGUUAACAAAGAAAGUUGGGCACAUGGCACUUCGUAUAGCCUUUGUUCA